GCUCUCCAGGGUCACCAGAGGAAACUCCACCGCACACAAUGCUUUUCCUCCCAGCUGCUGCUCUGUGCUGUCUCUGCUCAGCAAUGGUCACCAUGGCUGCAGAGCUGAUACAAGAAGAAUUAACUUUGACCAGGAGAGCUGGAGAAAGAGUCUCCUUCAGCUGUGGGGGGACGGACCAGUGCAGCAGUAAUGUUGUACUCUGGUACCAGAAGACAGACACAAGAGAUACAUUCAGAAUGCUUCUCUCUAUUAGUUUGAACAAUGGAGCAGUCAAUCGAGGCUACAACCACCCCGAGGAGGAUGAUUUCACAGCUGUGAAAAAGCAGGACAGCUGGGAGUUGGAGGUAAAGACGGUUAAGGAUGUUCAUUCAGCCACCUACUACUGCUCCUGCUCUAAAAGCUCGCACAACAGGAUCUUUGGCCCUGGAGCUAAACUGCUUGUAACAGACAAGCCGACAGAGAAGCCGGUGGUGAGCGUGUACCCUGCAGCAUCCUCCGCUGAUCCAAAGGGCAGGAGAUCUCUGCUCUGUGUGGCCUCGCACAUGGUUCCUCCUCUGGUCAAGAUCUCCUGGAAAAGGCAAAAGCAAGACGGACCUCCAGAGGAGCUGCCCACUGCUGACGUAGAGCAGCUGGACCUCAGAGCGUCGAGCGGCACUGCCAGCAUCCUGCUGCUCCAUCAGCCAGACGGCAGCUCGUAUACAUAUGGCUGUUCUGUGAAACACGAGAGGGAGACCGUGGAGGCCACAGUAGAGGACGGGGUUUCUAAACAUCCACCAACUGAACUUCCAUCAGUUACUCUCUCCACCAAUCAAACUGCAGCAGAGCGUCCACCAUUGGAGCUUCCUCCAUCUCCAAACCAAGUGAGACUGCUCUGCCUGGUGUACACAGUGCUGAUUGUGAAGAGUCUGGUGUACUGCUGUGGGGUCUCUCUGCUCAGGCGCUUCAGAAACAGCUGCAAGCAAGCAGCUGACUGACAAGCAGCUUCUUCUUCUUCGCUUAUCUCAAAAGCAGUAACAGUGUGGGGUUUGUUUGUGCUUUGUUUUUGUUCU
This is a messenger RNA of Archocentrus centrarchus (flier cichlid), 1049 nucleotides long. Its product is annotated as immunoglobulin lambda-1 light chain-like. Lineage: Eukaryota; Metazoa; Chordata; Actinopteri; Cichliformes; Cichlidae. The transcript has 5 exons. The record is from RefSeq and is a predicted model, not a curated record. Bases 39 to 974 code for a protein of 311 amino acids.